GGUUCGAACAAACGAGAAGCUUUUGAUACAUCAGCUUCUCCAGGAUGAGUAGCAGUCGAUUCAAAUACUAUCAACGUAUCGAAAACGUGUUGGAAGCAGAGAUGCAGAUUCUGCGUGGGAGGAAGGCACUGUGGCACCAUGCAGCUCGGUAAGCGUCAGAACAAACAGGCAUACAGUCUAUAAAAUGCCUUCAAUGCACGUCUUCACUGCUCUAAAUCAAGAGCGGAAUGAGAUACGCUUACUGCAUCUCGAUCAGAUCAUACCGACGGAAAACGACUCCUUUCUUGGAUUGACUGGCCAUUCUGAGUGCGUCUCACUAUUGGAUGCACCCAAAUACAAGGCGCUGUCCUAUGUCUGGGGCAAUCCUUCUGCUACGUCAGCCAUCUUUUUGAACGACUGGUCAUACAUACCUAUAGCAGCAAACUUGCUUGAAGCGUUUUUGCGUAUAUCCGCGGUUGAUUCGACAUCAGUGAGCCUACAACGAUCCAUUGAAGCUGCCAUUGAAGGUUGUAACCGCCGAUAUGGGUUGAUGCUCUGUGUAUGGAUCAUGCCAAUGACACAGAGAAGAGUUGGCAAGUCCAGAUGAUGGACAAGAUCUACUUAAAAGCAACAAAAACGUUAAUAUACCUAGGACUUUCGACCAAGGAGUCCGACGAGGCCCUUCGAUCCUUUUUUGCCUAUGGACGUAAGGCGCUGCAAUGCGGUAUACUCGUUCUUAUCAGCGGGCCCAGUCCAAACGACGCCUUC
Molecule: messenger RNA, 747 nt
Organism: Macroventuria anomochaeta
Lineage: Eukaryota; Fungi; Ascomycota; Dothideomycetes; Pleosporales; Didymellaceae
Exons: 1
Coding region: 185-586 (133 amino acids)
Source: RefSeq, a predicted model, not a curated record